This is a messenger RNA of Dictyostelium purpureum, 4362 nucleotides long. RefSeq lists its product as uncharacterized. The record is from RefSeq and is a predicted model, not a curated record. The transcript has 3 exons. NCBI's taxonomy places the organism in Eukaryota, Evosea, Eumycetozoa, Dictyosteliales, Dictyosteliaceae. Gene Ontology annotation, cellular component: PAN complex; P-body. Bases 1 to 4362 code for a protein of 1453 amino acids. Gene Ontology annotation, biological process: nuclear-transcribed mRNA poly(A) tail shortening; mRNA processing. Gene Ontology annotation, molecular function: protein binding; nucleic acid binding; poly(A)-specific ribonuclease activity.
AUGUAUGGUAGUUCAAAUAAUAAUCAUAUUUUAGGACAACAAUCAUCACAGCCACCACCACCACAUAAUGGUUUACUCUUUAGUAACUUUCAGCAAGAUCAUUUAAUAAAUGGUGGUGGAUCACCAUUAUCUGCAUAUGCUACCAACCAUUUAAUGGGUAUGGGUGGAAAUGGUGUAAGUGGUGGAGGUGGUUCAUCGACAUCGCCUUUAUAUCACAAUAGUUAUCCUCAACAGCAGCAACAGCCACAAUCACAACAACAGCCACAAUCACAACAACAACCACAACAACCAAUUUAUAAUCCAAACAAUGGCCUUUAUGGGUACCCUUCUCAAGUUGGUUAUGAUAUGGUAGGAGUAGAUCAACAAGAUGAAUAUUAUGACGGCACAUGGUUCGAAAUGAGGGUGGUUCCUGAAUAUCCCGCCUCAAAUAUACCGAAUCCUAUUACUUGUUUAAAAUUUGAUCCAUGGGAAGAGUUAUUAUGGAUUGGUUAUCAAAAUGGUAAAAUUUCAUCAUUAAUCAAUCCAACAUUAGAUAGAUUUUCAAGUUUUUUUGUAGAUAAAACAGAGAUUAAAGAUUUAUUAGUAGAUUCAGAAGGUAUUUUAUCAUUAUCAAAGACACUACUCUCAUAUCACAGCCGUGGUGGUGCUCCAAUUUAUCAAGUUAAAAAUGAUAAAAUGAAGGAUUUGAAUGCAAUUUCAUUCACAAAUUAUAAUAAUACAGAGAUUGUUGUGGGUUCUGAUCAAAAUAUACUUUUUGUAGUGGAUUUCUAUACAGGUAAAGUUGUUAAAGAAUUAACAAUGCCAUCAGGUGUCAAGACUAUUAACAAGAAUCGUGGUCUUUGGUGUGGUCAAGUUAAUGGUGAGAUUUCUAUGUUGGAUCCAAGAACUUGGAAAAUUGAACAAUCAUUAUCAGCGCAUAAAGGUGACAUCAAAUCUGUAGAUAUUAAAUUGGAUCUUUUAGUAAGUUGUGGUUGUUCACCAAGAUUAGGUCAGCUCUAUAUUGAUCCUAUAGUCAGAGUUUACGAUAUUAAAACCCUAAGAAGUUUACCACCAAUUCAAUAUAAACGUCCAUCUAUCGUUAAGUUCCACCCAGUUUUUUAUUCAACCAUUGCAGUCAUUAGCGAAUCUUCAAAUCAAAUUUAUCUUACAGAUAUUCAAAGUGAUCAAUCCACAAGCCAAUACUACCAGGUGGAUUCCCUAUUUGGUUAUAUGCAAUCUUUCGAUAUAUCUCAAUCUGGUGAAAUUAUGGCAUUGGGUGAUAGUGGUGGUCUUGUGCAUCAAUGGGCCGAAAAAGAAGACAUUCAUGUUAAUGUAGCUUCAUACCCAACUGAAUGUGUACCAUUUACUCAACUUUCAAGACCUCAAAAAAUGGAUGAAACUUCACCAUUAAGUGAAGUAGUUUUCGAUCAGCAACAACCAAAUGCUUUUAUUAAUGGAUCAGAUCCAUUUUUACUUUCAUUCUGGAAACCAACUCUUUCAUUCCCUGUUGGUUUACCUCCAAGACCAAUAAAUCCCUCAUUAUUGGCUCAUUUAAAACAGCACGAUUUUGUUGGUUACAUUUCAAAUACUGGAAUUUCUAGAAAACAAAUUCGUGGAAAAGCUUAUGAAGACGGUAAAACUAAAGCGUUAAAUUUAACAUUAUCAACAAUGUCACAGCUAAGACCACCAAAAGUAUAUAGAUGGGGUGAAAUGAAAUUCAAGAAAUUUGGUAUUGAAGAUUUUGACAUGAUUCAAUAUAAUAGAACGAAAUUUUCAGGUUUAGAAAAUAUUUUACCAAAUAGUUAUUCAAAUAGUUGUAUACAAAAUCUUUACUUUAUUCCACAAAUUAAAGAAACAAUGUUAAAUCAUUUAUGUACAAGAUAUUAUUGUCUUAGUUGUGAAUUAGGUUUUGUUUUCCAAAUGAUGGAUAAAUCAGCAGGCAAUAUUGUGGACACAAGCAAUUUCAUUAGAGUAUUAAAACAAAUUCCUCAAACCUCAGCUCUUGGUAUAUUUUUAUCAAGUGACCAUCCAGAUAAUGCACAGAUACCACUACCACAACUAAUUGCAAAUUUUAAUAGAUUUAUUUUAGAACAACUUCAAAAAGAAAUGACACCACCAAUACCAACUUAUGAAAAUAAUAAUAAUACCAAUACAAAUAAUAACAACAAUAAUAAUCAAAAUAAUAACCAAAAUAAUCAAAAUAAUAAUGAAAAUAGUUUACAUAAUGAUACAAUUAUUGAUACACUAUUUAGUUCAACUUUAAUAUCAUGUAAUAAAUGUAUAAAUUGUGGUUACCAAUAUGAAAAAAUAUCAAAGCAAUUUCAAUAUGAUAUUAAUUAUCCAUCUACCCCUCAAGAACUUGGUCCCGAUGGUUCAACUUUUAGUAAUAUAUUAAAACAAAGUCUAUGUAAACAAAUUAAAUCUCCAGCAUGGUGUGAUAAGUGUCAAACUUAUUCAUCGACAUACCAAAAAAAGAAUUUAAAAACUUUACCAAAUAUUUUAUGUUUAAAUGCUAAUUGUCUAAAGAAAGAAAAUGAAGAUUAUUGGAAAUUUGAAACAACCAAUAUUAUACCAGGUUCAAAAACAUUUAAAGCUACAGGAUCAACCGUACCAACUUCAUCCUCAACAUCAAAUACUGCACCAACUUCAUUAACAUCCACUCCUUCAGCAACCUCAACUGCAGCUAAUAUUACAGCUCCAUCAUCUUCCUCAAAUUCUACCACUACAACCCCAACAACAUCAUCAACCAAUGUAACUAUAGCCACCAUAACAUCAUCAGCAUUGAAUGCUACUGUAAUUAACCCAAAUGAUGAAAUUACUUGGUUACCAUUAAAAAUUAGAAUUAAAAUCGAUGAAAAUGGUCAAUUGUUAAUCAUAGAGUACCCAAAUAACCCAGAGAAAUCCAAACACACCAUAAACCCAAAAGAUUUAACCGAAGAAAUAAAUGAAGACGGUCAGCUCUAUGAACUCACUUCAUGUAUUUCACAUAUUAAAGAUCAAGUUAAAAGAAUUCCAAAACAAGGUCAUUUAAUUACCCAAAUCAAAGUAUCGGAUUAUUAUGAUAAAGAAUUUAAACCACCAUACCCAACAACCCCAAUAUAUUCAUCAACAGCAUCAUCAAUUAUACAUAGUAUCAAUGGUAAACCAUCAACACCAACAACAACUUCAUCAUCCGUAUCACCAUCAUCAACACCACCUAAAUAUUCAUUAGCCUCCAAUACAACACCAAAUAAUACACCAACUCAUAAUAAUGCACUACCAACAACUCCAACUCCAACUCCAACAACAAAUAACAAUAAUACAAUCGAUCUAACUUGGUUUAAUUUCAACGAUUUUAAAAUUAACCCAUGUACACCAAUUGAUGUUACACAUUUUGACAGUAAUUGGAAAACACCAGCUAUUUUAUAUUAUACAAAAGUUGUACCAAAAGAAAAGAGAUUAUCAAUACCAGAACAUCAACCAACUAUUACAAAGGAAGUAUAUUUACAAAAUAAUAUCAUUACAUGUAAACCACCAAUUAGUUUUGUACCAGCUACACCUUCAACUAUACCAAGAGAAAAUGAUUAUAUAGCAAUCGACACUGAAUUUGUUUCAAUAGGUCCAGAAGAAACCGAGGUAUCAAGUGAUGGUAAAAGAGUUAUUAUCCAACCAGGUAACUUUUCAUUGGCCAGAGUCAGUAUUGUUCGUGAAAACGGUGAACCAUUUAUUGAUGAUUAUAUCCAAUCCAUAGAACCUGUUACAGAUUAUCUCACCCGUUUCUCUGGUAUCAAUCCUGGUGAUUUAGACCCCAAAAUAUCAACAAAAAAUGUAAUCUCAUUAAAGAGUUGCUACCUAAAACUCCGUUAUUUGGUAGAUCAAAAAGUGAAAUUUGUAGGUCAUGGUCUUAAAAAAGAUUUCCGUAUUAUCAACAUAUAUGUCCCACCCGAACAAAUUGUCGACACUGUAGAAUUAUUCCAAUUGAGAAAUCAAAGAAAAUUAUCACUUCGUUUCCUUGCAUAUAUCCUCCUAAAAAUUGAUAUUCAAACUGAAACACAUUGUUCUGUAGAAGAUGCCAAAACUGCUAUGGACCUUUACAAAGCUUAUCUAAUUUUGGUCAAAAACAAAGAAUUUGACGAAACAUUAAAUAAAAUAUAUCAAAUUGGAAGAGGUCUUGGCUUUAGAGUUCCCGAACCAGAUGCUGAUCCUAGUACAUUACCACCUUCAAGUAUAAUGAACAGUUUAAAUUUUAAUUUCGAUUUAAAUAUUACAAUUUCUCAAUUACAACAGCAAAUUAAACAGCAAUAUCAACAAACAACAGCAACAACAACAUCACCUUUAACUCCAAACAAAACUCCUUUUACAACUCCAACAAAAAAUUUUAACGAUAACCAAAAAAAUAAAUAA